Cylicocyclus nassatus is the source of this 1281-nucleotide messenger RNA. The record is from the annotation of a GenBank genome assembly. Lineage: Eukaryota; Metazoa; Nematoda; Chromadorea; Rhabditida; Strongylidae.
AUGAAUACAGUAAUCGCGGUAUACUGUAGUACUCCGUGGCGAUCGGUCUACGUCGCUGCCCUAUGUUCAUUCGUGCAAGCAAUACAAUACGGUCUGUUCUUCUCCUCUCUAUGGCCGUACCUCAAAAGUCUCGAUCCAACAGUCAGCGAGACCUUUUUUGGCUAUGUCGUUGCCAUAUACAGUCUUGGUCAAUGCAUCGCUUCUCCAGCGUUUGGAUACUGGAGUAACCGUAUCAAGCAGGUGCGUGCACCGACAAUAUUUGGUUUUAAUAUGAUGUUAUUCGGAAAUCUCAUAUAUUUGUUCAUGGAUUUUCUACCUCAUGGCUACGGAUAUGCCAUGGCCAUUUCCAGAGCCUUAGUAGGAAUAGGUUUACAAGCUUUGUUCACACCAUUGGGCGGUGCUGGCAUUCACAUCGCGUUUGGGUACUCGUUGAAUAUGUACAAGGCGCCGGCGCUGUUCGCAUUAAUUAUGAAUAUCUGCGGUAUGCUGUUGAUGUACUUCGCAUUUGACGAGCAAUAUGCUGGGCUCCAUGAAGGGAAACAAACCACUCCGCUUCCGCCCGCCGAUUUCAUUGCCGUAGCAGUGUGUAUAGUAACACGUUUCACACAAUUAUCUGUUGCAGCGAAUAUUGAGACACUUGGUUCUCCCUACUCCAUGCUCAUGUUUGACUUCUCUGCACCAGAAGCAGUCAAAGUGAAUGCCGUAUCACAGGCAGUGCAAGGAAUAGCAGCAGCAGUCAUUCUUCUUCCAUUUCUCUUCUUGGAUGUUGGAAAAAGGCUGAAGCAGCGUACCGUGAACAUCGCUUGUAUGCUUGGCUUCAUUGCAUUUCAUUUAAUUACUUAUCCAUGGGAUUUUGGCCAGCGCGUUACCAUCAAUCAGCAAGACUCACUCGAAGGAGGUUGCGAUUCUGAAAGAUUUGAUUGGUGCUCAACCACUCCCAAAGUUGACAAAUGGCUCUACUACGGCUCACUUUGUUUGGUCUUUGAGGUCACAUACGCCGUAAGCAACGUAGUUCUCUCGACACUUUUCUCGAAAGUCAUUGGCCCAAGACGACAAGGCACCAUGCAAGGCAUCUUUCAAAUGUCUGGGUCAGUGGCUCGAAUGGCAGCACCUGUGUUACUCAACCUGGUCUACUCGCAUUUUGGACCGAAGGGGGUUUGGCAGCUUGAACUUGCUCAACUGGUUUCUACACUAGCUUUGUGGCUGCUUUUCCUCCCUCGUCUGGUUCCUUUAGAGAAGUUGCACGAUAUCAGGAACAUCAAGCAGAAGGCGAUGGCUUGA